CUUCAGUGAAAAGCAAACUGUUACCAUUAAUAUAGGUUUACCAACCUUCCAUUCUUAUUACUGAGACUGAAGAAAUUUCGGAGCGGUUUAUUUGAGGACUGUGCUACACGUGCAACUUUACUGAAUUACUUGAUAUACGUUAUGAACACGGAAGUGGGUAGAUUAAAUGCGUACAAAGAAAAAACCAAAGUUGAUGGUGAAGAGCUAGUACUCAAUGUCUUUCCAAAACGUGUAUUUGAAAUGGAAGACAUAUUGGCGUCGGAUAUGUUUUUUCUAGAGGGGAAGUAUGUCCAUUCUGAUGUGAAUAUACCUUAUCCUAUUAAUCCACAUAAUUCGUUGCAUCCUGGUGAUGAUAUGGAUUCUGGUUUAACCAAUGCUACAGAUAAACUGACCAAUGAUAAACAACAGUUUCCUAGUAAAGGUUCUUUUGUCUACGCCUUACCAAAUGGCUCUGUGUCAUAUAAUAAACAUAUCAAAGCUAUGAUAGAGAAAACUAAACCAUGUUUAACUCAACUUAUGAUUGAAGCUCAACUUGUUCGGUUAUGGGUUCAAUUUAAUAUACCACGAAUUGAAGAUGGAAAUAAUUUUGGUGUAGGAAUACAAGAAGAGAUUUUAGGUGAAGCAUCGGGUAUCGAGAGGGAUGCAUGUACUUUCUUGGAUCAAGUUACAAGGGGUUUUCUGGAGAUUAGUUUAAUUUCUAGGUAGUAUUUGUUACAGAUUGAUUACAGUUGGGAUACAAGACAGCUGUUUCGUUCUAGUAUGGGCCCCUCAUCCAUGUGCACUCACAACCCCCGAGAAUCAAACUCAGGACCUUCAGGCUUUGUGGCGAACGUUCAACCAUUAGGACCACUGGGUCAACAUCCAGUGGUACAUUUCUAGCCUCAAUCAAUAUAUUAUAUAGCAUGACGAUUGUCUAAUGCUGUUGGUAUUACCGUCAUUCCAGAUAUGUUUGAACCCCACUACUCACAAAUUCUAAUUAAACUCCGGGAAUGUUUUGAAGUAAGUCACUGGUGAGCUGACUGUUAUAGUUUGUUCAAAGUGGAUUUGUGGAGAUCAGUUAAAUUUGUGGGUAGUAUUGGUCACAGAUUGAUCUGAUUUUGGGUACUUCUGAAAGCUAGGGAGGAUUGGACAAAAUUUUCGUCCCGGUUUGAGGUAGUGGUCACUCAUGACUACACAAAGGAUCAAUCCUCAGAUUAGCAUUGUCUAGAUCAGUUUGUUAUCAUUGCUAUCUGCAAAUAUAUACAUAUAUGUAGUGUGAGUGAUUGUCAUGAAGUGGUUUCGGCUGGAGAGGUAUUCGAAACAAGUCAGUGGUAAACAGUUGUUUCAUCCUGAUUACUAGUAUCCCACAGUAGUGCACACUUACGAUCUAACCCAUCACUCCGUGAUAAAGCAAAUCUCCUCAGCUGAUCAGACUGUAUAUUUAUACACUCUAUUUAUAGAUUAUAUUUAUUCAUUACAGGUUGAGAAUAUUAAAUUGGGUUUCCUUCCUCGUUUAUAGACUUCUUGCUUUUUGCUGUUGGAAAUAUUUUAAUGAUGCUGAUAUAAGAGGCAAUAACAAACUAACCUACUCAAUUAAAAAAUCUUAGAAAAGUCUCUUCUUUAAAAUCAUUGUUUUCCUUUAGAAAUUCCAUCUUAUUCUUGCCUUGUUCAAAAUAAGCGUUUAAUAUCUCAUGAAAAUUGACGCUUCUUCUAUGAUCUAGUUUUAAACCAUAUUUAUAUGUUGAAAACUGGAUGACGGAGUAAUUUUAUUUGCUCUCAUAUAUUAAAGGUGUGACUCAAAGCCUCGAGUUAUAUAUAAAUAUGUACCUGAUUAAUGAGUUUAUUACAUUAAUCAGACAUUAGUUAACUUUCUUAUUAAUAAUAAUCUUUUAUAUAACGUGGUGAUUAUUAGAAAAUCUGAACUUUCGGAGAUGUCUUAUCUGAAGUUAUUGCUUUUAUUUUUGCUCUUUAGUUAUUAAAUGCUUAACUUAUUGCAUUUUUGUGUUUUUCUGCUUGUAAGCUUUCUCCUAAUGCAUAAACUGUUGCUAUGUGCUGAAAAAUAGCCUGAGAACAAUGAAUCAAUGGGAGCUAAGGUUAACGGUGCAGGCUGUAGAAUAAGUAUUGGACACAGAAUAGUAGAAACUAUUGUUAGAAUUGUGAUCAGUGAUUUUGACACAGGGUACCAAUCAACGUACUCAAGCCAUAACAGUUUUCAGUUGAUAUUUAUGCUUUGUUUCAAUCAUAUCAUUCUAACACAGGAUACAGAAUUGUUUUGUUAUUCAGGUAGUUUUUUUUCAAAUUGUAUUUACAUCUGUGCUUAUUGAUACUUGAGUUUUAUUUCCUCUGUUUUAUCCUUUAUACACAGAUAUUAUGCCUCAAGAGGGAAAUUAGUGGGUAAAGUAGCAAAAUAUCCUCAUAUUGAAGACUAUCGUGAAUGUAUCCGUGAUAUGGAUGAGAAACAAGCAAUAACAAUGCGAUAUAUUAUCAUGGAAAUUCGUAAUCACUAUGCCACCUUGCAUGAUAUAAUAAUAAAAAAUCUGGAUCGUAUAAAAAUGCCUCGUUCCAAUAAUGCGAUCAAUAUGUACUAAUUGACGAAACCCAGAUUUAGUUGUGUGUUUGCUCACAUUAUGAGAUUUUGAUUGUAUGUAAAUACAUACGUUUGAAACGUAUUUGAAAGCUUUUGUUUCCAUAUGCAGUUUCUGCUUGCGAUCUUUA
Molecule: messenger RNA, 2694 nt
Organism: Schistosoma margrebowiei
Lineage: Eukaryota; Metazoa; Platyhelminthes; Trematoda; Strigeidida; Schistosomatidae
Source: the annotation of a GenBank genome assembly